Scomber scombrus (Atlantic mackerel) is the source of this 1922-nucleotide messenger RNA. RefSeq lists its product as uncharacterized. The transcript has 6 exons. Lineage: Eukaryota; Metazoa; Chordata; Actinopteri; Scombriformes; Scombridae. The record is from RefSeq and is a predicted model, not a curated record. Bases 1 to 1410 code for a protein of 469 amino acids.
AUGCCACAUGCACCAGCUCUGGCCUCAGCUGCAGUAAAAAAUAGCGCACAGAAAGCCACUGCCGGACGUGUAGUCUUGCCAUUAGAUGACAGCAGCGCACAUGGUGGCGGAGGAUCAGCCACUCCCGGUGCCAGCCAGGCGCCCCCACUCCUCCUCGCUCUUCCUGAAUGGACGGACACGCUACCUACGGUCCACGCCUCCCUUUCUCUUCUCCUGCUCAACCUCAUCAUCAAGAACUCUCUGCAGCCUCUCGACAAUAUCAUGGGCAUGCAGAUGAAGAUAGUGAAAUUACAGUCCUCCCACGAAGAAAUGCGACAGUCAAGUGGUAAGCUGCACAUUUCCGAGAGUCUGGAGGCUCGCCUGAAUGCCCUGGAGGAGUCUUAUGCACUGGCGCAGAAACAGGUGGGCAUGGCCAUGGCUACAGCUGAGCAGCUCAAGACGUCUGACCUCCCUGCUCAGGUGCUGUCGCUCCACACUGAGAUGAAAGCCCGCCUGGCAGAGAUGCAGCAAGCCACAGUGUCUCUGGAGCAGCUGAGCCAGUUACAGACCAUGCUGAAGGAGAAGAAUGAGGAGUUUGAGGAUGUCAGGCUUCAGGUGGAGAGCCUUGCGAUCUUGAGUGCGGAACUGUCCCAGCAGGUUGAGGGCCUGACAGGUAGCCUGGGAGAAGCAGAAUCGAGGCUAGAGGAGAGAGUCGGGCAGGUUGCCACUCUGAGUGCCACCCUGGAGGGACAAGCCGCUGAGGUGCUCAGCCUGAAGGAGCAGCUGAACAGCUAUCAGGCUCAUCUGGAGGCCAGCACGCUGGAGAUGGCUACUGUCAGAGAGUUACUUGAGAAAGAACAGUCACAGCAGCUCGAGCAGGCCGGUGUAGAGGAGCAGCUCAAUACGCUGGUGGAUGAAACUCAACCUUCUGCUGAGACUGUGGAGCAGACACAGGAAGAAACGGCUCCCGCUGCUGAAGCAGAGGCACCUGCAGCAACUGAAGAAGAGGUACUUGAUGCAGCUGUAGAAGAAGAGGCAAGUGAAGUGGAGGCAGCUGCAGAAGAUGAAGCUCCUGUUGAGCAGGAGGACUCUGCACCAGAAGAAAUUGCUCCUGCAGAGGAUGCAGGGGCAGUAAAAGAAGAUGAGACCGAGCAACAUGAGUCACAGACAGAAGAAGAGGGACAAAUUGUAGAAGAAGAGAUACCUCAUGAGGAGAAGCAGACAGCCGAUGAAGAGGAGGCACCUGAAGAAGAGGAAGAAGAAGAAGGAGGAGUUGAGGAGGAGUCACCGGAGGAGGAGAAACUUAAUGUAGAGGAAGAGGUAUCGGAAGGGCAGGAAGAACAGCAGGAUGUAGCAGCUGAAGACGAGAGCUAUUUUGAAGAGGAGACAGAGCCAUCUGAGUGGGAAGACGAAGAUAGAGAGGAGCUUUAAGAAGAUGAUGAAGAAAGCUGGAUAAUGCAUGUCACCAGAAAGGGAUUUUUUUUCCACACCUGACAAACCCGCCAAGGAGAAGGGGAACGUUCUCAGGCUAAAGUCACUGUCUACAAAUUGACAAAUACAAAGACAUUAUUGAUAGCUGUUGUUUGGGUGCAGUAUUAGUAAUGUGGUUACUCUUUGAAAGGCAGAUAUAUUCAGAAGAAUUCACUCACUAUGCUGGAGCUUAGGCUGAGUUAAAACCUGUACCUCAAAAUAUAAAAUGGCUGUGAAGUUAGGAAAUGAGUAUUUCAGGGUUUACCUAUCAAUAACAACCUCAGAAGCCUUAAUCCAGAAAAAUGACUUGUCUUUCUAUAGAGCAUUUUCCACUUUUAAGAAGUCAACUUUUUUGUCAACGUUAGAUUCUGUACUAAACUGGAAAACUAAAAGCCAAUGACAUAACCUGUUUUAUUAAUGCACUUGAAGCCAUAAGUGAUGCCUAUUUUGGUGACAUUAAAGUUUGUUUCAUA